AUGGCGGCAUCGCUGCUUCUCAGGAAUGCUCCGCUCCUGCGACUCCGCCUCCAAUACCAUUGCCUCGCCUUCGCUACUCUUCCGCCGCUGCGCCGGGCGUGGUGCUCUACCGCUGCCGAUUCGACCCGACUCGACGACGAGGUCUCCGCCGCGGAAAAGACUAGCGACCUCUCGAGAGCUCCAGACCGGACCAAAUACUUCAGCGUCCAUGAUCCUGAUUACCGGAAGUGGAAAGAAAAGGAGGACGAGAUUUUGGCCGACAUCUCACCCAUAACUUAUCUUGUGAAAGACAUUCUUCACUCGGACAGAUAUAUGGAUGGAGGGCAGCUGGAUGCUGAAGACGAGAAGGCUGUGGUGGAGAAACUACUCGCUUAUCAUCCGAAUUCCGAAGACAAAAUUGGAUGUGGGCUCGAUUCGAUUAUGGUAAGUUUUUUUGUGUGCUUGAUUCUCUCCAUCAUAAUCUCUGAGGCAUUACAUUGUCUGCAUUAUACAAAGGAUAGAAACUGCACUAUCUUCAGAACUUAG
Molecule: messenger RNA, 525 nt
Organism: Linum tenue
Lineage: Eukaryota; Viridiplantae; Streptophyta; Magnoliopsida; Malpighiales; Linaceae
Source: the annotation of a GenBank genome assembly